AGCCCUGUGUUUUUAGCCAUUCCUUAUACUGCUGCCAUCAUGGUCGUCUGUCUGGCCCAGAGUAUGGUGCAGAGGAGCGGCCGCUGGCUCCUGCUGUCCCCUACUGCCCUGGCUCUGGUCUACACCAGGGGUGCAGGAGGCACCCCUUCUCCCUCAGUCGCCCAACCGUCCACCUCCCAGGAUAAGAUUCGGACCGAGGAUGACCUCCCCAGGAUCAAAACCAGGGAGAUGUUGUACAGAUUGUAUGUCCAAGGCUACUACAAGCGUCUACAUGAGCUACAGGUGUAUGAGAAGCAGCUGUACGGCCCCAUGUACAAAAUAGGCAUAGGCAGCAUUAAUUCGGUUGCUCUCAACAGUGUGGAGCUACUGGAGGAGCUGCUUAGGAAGGACGAGAGGUUCCCCAGCCGAGGAGACAUGUCCCUCUGGACAGAGUACCGGGACCUGAGGGGCAUUGGUUACGGCCCCUUCACUGAGGAAGGGGUGAAGUGGUACAAUCUGAGGACUGUGCUGAACAAGCGCAUGCUGCACCCUAAAGAAUCGGUGCAGUACGGAGACGUGGUCAACGAGGUGGUCAGCGACCUGAUCAAGAGGAUCUACCAUCUACGCCGGACCAGCCCCACGGGAGACCGGGUGAACAACCUGUCCAAUGAGCUUUACCGAUUCUCUCUGGAGGGAAUCUCUUCCAUCCUGUUUGAGACGCGGAUCGGCUGUCUGGAGGAAGAGAUCCCGGUGGAGACGCAGCACUUCAUCGAUUCCAUCGCUCAGAUGUUCUCCUACAGCUUGCCGGUGGCCAUGCUGCCCAAGUGGAGCCGCAACAUCCUGCCAUUCUAUGGGCGCUACAUCGCUGGCUGGGAGGGCAUCUUCAAAUUCUCUAUGAAGUUUAUUGAGAUGAAGAUGGAGGCAAUUCAGAAGCGAGUGGACACAAACCAGGAAGUUGAGGGAGAAUACUUAACGUACCUCCUCUCCAAUACAAAGAUGACCAAUAAGGAGGUGUACGGCAGCGUCGCUGAGCUGUUAUUGGCUGGAGUUGAUACGACAUCCAAUACCAUGAUGUGGGCGAUGUACCUGCUGUCCAGGGACUCCAAUGUGCAGAACACUCUUUAUCAGGAGGUGUCCCGCUGUAUACCAGGAGACAACAUUCCAUCUGCUCAAGAUGUCAACUGCAUGCCAUACCUCAAGGCUGUCAUCAAGGAAACACUAAGAAUGUACCCUGUUGUCCCCCUGAACUCACGCAUCAUGGCAGAGAAGGAUGUAAUCAUUGGCGGACAUUUUUUCCCCAAGAAGACUUCAUUUACAAUGUGCCACUACGCCAUCAGCCAAGAUGAAAAGACGUUCCCAGAACCAUCGAAGUUCAAGCCUGAACGAUGGUUGAGGGACGGCCGAGUCCGACCAAACCCCUUUGGCUCUAUCCCAUUUGGUUUUGGGGUUCGGGGCUGCGUAGGUCGUCGGAUAGCUGAACUGGAGAUGUACCUGGCUUUGUCACGGAUAAUCAAGCUAUUUGAAAUCAGACCGGACCCCAGCAUAGGAGAGGUGAAAGCUCUCAAUCGCUCCGUCUUAGUGGCAGACAGGCAAGUGAAUCUGCACUUCCUGGAGAGGACAGACAAAGCUGCCCUUUGAUAUGUUAAAGACAGUUGAUAGCCAUUAGUCACCAUGCAGCCUUGCUAUAUAAGCCUACAAUAUCUAUCGCUGACUGUAAAUAAACAUACACUACUGUUCAAAAGUUUAGGGUCACUUAGAAAUGUCCUUGUUUUUGAAAGAAAAGCAAAUUUUUUGUCCUUUUAAUAUAACAUCAAAUUGAUCAGAAAUAGUGUAGACAUUGAUAAAGUUGUGUCAUGACGUUGCCCUCUUU
Salmo salar (Atlantic salmon) is the source of this 1849-nucleotide messenger RNA. RefSeq names its product sterol 26-hydroxylase, mitochondrial. Gene Ontology annotation, molecular function: iron ion binding; monooxygenase activity; heme binding. Lineage: Eukaryota; Metazoa; Chordata; Actinopteri; Salmoniformes; Salmonidae. Gene Ontology annotation, cellular component: mitochondrial inner membrane. Gene Ontology annotation, biological process: glucocorticoid biosynthetic process; C21-steroid hormone biosynthetic process; cortisol metabolic process. The record is from RefSeq and is a predicted model, not a curated record.